Molecule: messenger RNA, 1185 nt
Organism: Phytophthora infestans T30-4
Lineage: Eukaryota; Oomycota; Peronosporomycetes; Peronosporales; Peronosporaceae
Product: U5 small nuclear ribonucleoprotein, putative
Exons: 2
Coding region: 1-1140 (379 amino acids)
Biological process (GO): post-translational protein targeting to endoplasmic reticulum membrane; SRP-dependent cotranslational protein targeting to membrane
Cellular component (GO): Sec62/Sec63 complex
Molecular function (GO): RNA binding; transmembrane protein transporter activity
Source: RefSeq, a predicted model, not a curated record
AUGAUCAUGUACGACACGUACGGCUUCUACAACUUCGCCAUGUCGCAGCACGCGCACCCGCGUAUGUUGCCCGAGAUCUUGGCCGGUUCCGCCGAGUUCCGCGAGAUCCCACGUCGCUCCAGCGACGACGCGGAGCUUGGCGCGUUGUUCAAGAAGCUGAAGCAGUCGGAUAUGAUGGCGAAACCCAAGUACAACCAUCCAUCUAUCGCCAAAGCCAACCUGCUGCUGCAUGCGCAUUUCCUACGUGAAAAACUGAGUCCGACGCUGCAAGGAGACCUGAAUCUGAUGCUUAAGAAGGCGAUUCAAUUAGUAGACGGUAUGCUGGAGAUUUCCGUGAUGAAAUCAUGGCUACAGACCACGUUGAACCUCAUGGAGAUGCAGCAGUUCUUGACUCAAGGACUCUGGUUCAAGGACCCGCCAUUCCUGCAACUUCCGCACUUAACUGAAGCUGAAGUGAAGCACAUUGUUACAGGGAAGAACGCUGUGCGUAGUAUGCACCAGUACAUCGCCAUGAAGCCAGAGGAACGGAAGGGACUUAGUGGGUUGUCCGAGGAAGACCGUCAAGAAGUGACGACGGUGCUGGACAUGAUGCCGCACAUGGAACUGCAGAUCUCGAUUGGUGUGGAUGACGAGGAGUUUAUUGCCGAGGGAGACAUCAUGACGGUCACAGUGAAGCUUACACGUAAGAACGUCAAGGAAGGAGACACGUGCGACUUGGUGUAUGCUCCACGCUUCCCGUACCCGAAGAUGGAGCGCUGGUACUGCAUCGUGGGUGACGUGAAGAUGAACCACUUGCACGCCUUCUCCAAAAUGACGUCUCAAGAGCGCGUGGUGGAACAGAGGCUUCAGCUGCAGGCACCGCCUAAGGCUGGUACCUACCAGCUGGAUAUUUUCGUUAAGAGCGACUCGUAUGUUGGCAUGGAUCUACGCGCUGUUGCUAAGUUUAACGUCGCCCCGGCAUCCACAUUGCCAGUGUUCCAGCCGCAUCCGGAGGAUUUGGAGUUAGAUAACGAGCCUACGCUGUUCGAGCAGGUGAUGAACGCUGCGGACUCGAGUGAUAGCGAGGAAGAGGACGAGGACCUCGAGCAGGAACAGGAAGAGGCGGAAAAGGAAACAGAGGAGAACAAGAAGGACAAAUAGAGCGCGAGCGCAGCUUGUCUGUCUGCUUUGCCGUGAAGGACACGA